This is a messenger RNA of Mauremys mutica (yellowpond turtle), 1124 nucleotides long. Its product is annotated as ras-related protein Rab-3C-like. Gene Ontology annotation, molecular function: GTPase activity; GTP binding. Gene Ontology annotation, cellular component: plasma membrane; synaptic vesicle; endosome. Lineage: Eukaryota; Metazoa; Chordata; Testudines; Geoemydidae. The record is from RefSeq and is a predicted model, not a curated record. Gene Ontology annotation, biological process: protein secretion; protein localization to plasma membrane; regulation of exocytosis. The transcript is spliced from 4 exons. The coding region runs from base 658 to 1053 and encodes 131 amino acids.
GUUCAGUAGCUGCUCAAAGCUUUUGCCCACAGCUAUGGUAGCUCCGGCCUUGGUCCAGCCCAGCUCCUGCCUUGUCUCUCUCCAGGUAACCUGGUUUUGACCCUCAGCUCUGAUUCCUCAUCUCCAGCUUUGGCUCCGACCCCGAUUCUGACCCUGGGUUCCGACUUCUGGCUCCUGCCCCUGGCUCUGACCCUUGGCGCUGGCAUUUGGCUCCUGGCUCUGACCCACAGCUCUGGUUCUUGGCUGCAGGUCCUGCUCUGACCACUAGACCUGACCACCCACAUCCCGCUCUCUGACACCAUCAAGCACGGAUAGUCAUUAGCCGCCUCUUCCAUCUUCUUCCUGUGUUAACGCUGUUACUACGGCACCACCUGGAACGGGACUGAUGUUCUGUCUGCGUCUCCAAGACGACAGCUGCAGACAAGAGCUAAGGUCACAGCUGAGACUUGGAUAGCACCAACUCAUGCAUAGGGAGCCACACUGUGAGCUGGAUGAAGAUCUGUUCUUUGGUUUGUUUCUGUUAAGAAGAGCUACUGCUCAGAAUGUGACUUCGGCAUUACAGCUGCACCACCUUAGAUGACUGCUUAAAGCAAGACACAUUAACAACCCCAGGACACUGACAUCUUUGACCAUUAUGUUAGCAACCAGCCACUCAGUAUGAGCACCUCUUCAGUUUUACUGAAUGCAGGAUUUAAAAGGGUUCCAAGAUUGGACAAUGCGGACGGCAAAAGCGUAUAUCUCAUGAUGGCAGUUCCUAGACGGCUGCAGGAGCCAGUUAAGAUGGCCUCCCCCAACAACACCCGGCAGGCCCAGAAAGAUGCCGCCGACCAGAACUUCGACUACGUGUUCAAGCUGCUGAUCACUGGGAACAGCAGCGUGGGGAAGACGUCCUUCCUGUUCCGCUACACCAACGACUCCUUCACCUCGGCCUUCGUCAGCACCGUGGGCAUCGACUUCAAGGUCAAGGCGGUCUACAGGAACGAGAAGAGAUUCAAGCUGCAGAUCUGGGGUUUGAAUUCUUCGAAGCCAGCGCCAAGGUCAACAUCAACGUAGAGCAGGUCUUUGAGCGCCUGGUGGCAGGAACCGCGCCGCCGGGCAGGAACCGUGCCCAGCCGAGGUCAGGG